AUGGGCAGAAAGCACCACUUCCAUCUCCAUGGGUGUAAGGCAGACCCUGUGAUCCUGGAGACACAUAGACAUCCAGGUGCUUCCAGUCCUCUCCACAGUCAGUGUGCCCUUGCAUCUUCACUGGAGUGCUGCCAAUGGCGAGCCCUGGGCUGCAUCUCCUUUGAGCUAUUUGUAGACAAAUUUCUAAAGACAGCAGAAAACUUCCAUACUCUGAGAACUGGGGAGAAAGGAUUUGGUUAUAAAGGUUCCUGCUUUUACAGAUUUAUUUUGGGAUUUAUGUGCCAGGGUGGUGACUUCACGCACUAUAAUGGCACAGGCAGAAAGUCCAUCUUUGAGGAGAAAACUGAGGAUGAGAAUUUUAUCCUGAAGCAUACAGGUCCUGGCACCUUGUCAAUGGCAAAUGCUGGACCCAACACAAUGGUUCCCAGAUUUUCAUCUGGGAAGAUUGAGUGGUUGGAUGGCAAGCAUGUGAUCUUCAGCCAGGUGAAAGAAGGCGUGGAUCCUAUGGUAACCAUGGAGUGCAUUGGGUCCAGAGAUGGCAAGACCAGCAAGAAGAUCACCAUUGCUGACUGUGGACAACUCUAA
Molecule: messenger RNA, 585 nt
Organism: Pteronotus mesoamericanus
Lineage: Eukaryota; Metazoa; Chordata; Mammalia; Chiroptera; Mormoopidae
Product: peptidyl-prolyl cis-trans isomerase A-like
Exons: 2
Coding region: 1-585 (194 amino acids)
Biological process (GO): protein peptidyl-prolyl isomerization
Cellular component (GO): intracellular membrane-bounded organelle
Molecular function (GO): peptidyl-prolyl cis-trans isomerase activity
Source: RefSeq, a predicted model, not a curated record